Molecule: messenger RNA, 2918 nt
Organism: Vicia villosa (hairy vetch)
Lineage: Eukaryota; Viridiplantae; Streptophyta; Magnoliopsida; Fabales; Fabaceae
Product: protein FAR-RED IMPAIRED RESPONSE 1-like
Exons: 2
Coding region: 1-2268 (755 amino acids)
Biological process (GO): regulation of DNA-templated transcription
Molecular function (GO): zinc ion binding
Source: RefSeq, a predicted model, not a curated record
AUGAAGAUAGUGGACUAUGAGCGCCAUCAAGCCAGUAGUCAAGUGGGGGAAAAGUAUGCAUCUUUUGAUAUAGAGGGAGGAAGUGAAGAAAAUAAAAGAUCUGAAGAAAGUACUGAUAAUGAAAUUGCUUAUGAAAAUGAAUAUCCUCGACCUGGCAUGAAAUUUAUCUCUGAAGAUCAAGUUACUGAUUAUUACAUAAAUUAUGCUCGUUGUAUGGGUUUUGGAAUUGGUAAAAUUAGUUCAAAAAACGGAGAGGAUGGGAAAAAAUAUUUUACCCUAGCAUGUAGUCGUGCAAGAAAGUAUUUGAGUAAUUCAAAGAAUAUUUUGAAGCCGAAUCCUAUUUCCAAAACACAGUGUAAGGCUAGGUUAAAUGUUUGCAUGUCUUUAGAUGGAACGGUUAUAGUUUCAAGUGUGGUUCUAGAGCAUAAUCAUGAACUAAGUCCAACAAAAGCUCGAUAUUUUAGAUGCAACAAGAAAUUGGGGCCUUACAUGAAAAGGAGGUUAGAACUUAAUGAUCAAGCUGGGAUUAAUGUAAGCAGAAACUUUCGAUCUUUGGUGAUUGAAGCAAGUGGAUAUGAGAAUCUUUCUUUCGGAGAAAAAGAUUGUAGAAACUAUAUAGAUAAAGUAAGGAGACUACGACUUGGAACAGGAGACGCCGAAGCUAUUCAAAAUUAUUUUGUUAGAAUGCAAAAACAAAAUAGUCAAUUUUACUAUGUAAUGGAUGUGGAUGAUGAAAGUCGUUUGCAAAAUGUAUUUUGGGCCGAUGCGAGAUGUAGAACUGCCUAUGAAUAUUUCGGUGAAGUCAUAACUUUUGACACCACUUAUUUGACAAAUAAAUAUGACAUGCCUUUUGCCCCUUUUGUUGGAGUUAAUCAUCAUGGUCAAUCAAUUUUGUUGGGUUGUGCUCUAUUGUCAAACGAGGAUACUAAAACUUUUACUUGGCUGUUUAACACAUGGUUAGAAUGUAUGCAUGGACGUGCACCAAAUGCUAUAAUUACUGAUCAAGAUAGAGCAAUGAAAAAUGCAAUUGAGGUUGUCUUUCCGAAAGCUCGUCAUCGUUGGUGUUUAUGGCAUUUAAUGAAAAAGAUUCCAGAAAAGUUAGGUAGGCACUCUGAUUAUGAGUCUCUCAAAACACUUUUGCACAACAUUGUGUAUGACUCUUUGAGUAAGACUGAUUUUAUAGAGAACUGGGAAAAAAUGAUUGAAUAUUAUAAUAUGCAAGAUAAUGUAUGGUUGAAAGGGUUGUUUGAUGAACGAGAUCAUUGGGUUCCAAUUUAUGUAAAAGACACAUUUUGGGCUGGAAUGUCGACUACACAACGAAGUGAAAGUAUGAACGCAUUUUUUGAUGGAUAUGUAAACUCAAAGACAACAUUGAAGCAAUUUGUCGAACAGUAUGAUAAUGCAUUGAGAGAUAAAAUUGAAAAGGAAAACCUGGCAGACUUUGGUUCAUUCAAUGCAACAGUUGCUUGUGUAAGUCAUUUUGGUUUUGAGUCACAAUUCCACCAUGCAUUUACAAAUGCAAAAUUUAAAGAAUUUCAAGUUGAGGUUGCUUCUAUGAUGUAUUGCAAUACUCUCUUUGAAAAUUUGGAGGGAUUGAAUUCAAUAUUUUCUGUUACCGAAAGUAAGAAAGUAUUUGACAAAGUAAAGGACAUACUGUUCAAAGUGUCUUUCAAUGAGAAUCUUUUUGAAUUACAAUGUACUUGUUGCUUGUUUGAGUUCAAAGGUAUUUUAUGUAGACACAUUCUUUGUGUGCUUAAGCUCACUGGUAAAACAGAUUCAGUGCCAACUCACUAUAUUUUGUCACGGUGGAGGAAAGACGUAAGGAGAAAAUAUACACUUAUUAAAUGCGGCUUUGAUCUAUUAGUUGGAAAUCCAGAUCUUGAACGUGUUAAUAAAGCUUGUGAUGCUUUUUAUGAAGUUGCUUCUACAAAGAUAAAGACUAAUGAUUUACUGUUGAAAGUGAUGAAUUGGAUUGAGAACUUGAAGGUUGAGUUAACAUGUGAAGAAAUGCCUCCUGAAGUUAGGGAAGAUAGUUUAGUUCAAAGUCAUGUAACUAGAAUUCUUGACCCUAAGGUGGCUCGAAGUAAAGGGCGUCCUCCUACACAAAGAAAAGCUUCUAAAGUUGAUCAAAUUGUAAAGAAGAAACUUAUCAGAAAGAAAAAUCAGAAUAGAAUUCAGAAGAGUACAAAUAAUCAAAGUCAAGAAGAGGUUAUUUUGUGUUACACCUUUUUAUUUUCCAUAUAUGUGGCAUAUAUGAUAUCUGACUAAUUUUGGCUUUUUUUACAGCAGAUCAUAGGUACAUCUAGAUGUGAAGAAGUUGAAAGUGGAGAGUGUAUUACAACUCAAAUUAUUGAUAAGAUUGGCACACAAGAAAGCAUCCAUGUAACUGAAAUAUUUUGUUUGACUCUUAGUAACUCUGUUAAAUAAAGAUGAUAGUCUGUUUUGAUUAUUAACAUGACACUUCAUACUAUUUUUUCUAUAUAUUUAUAGUGUGAGCAAAGAUAUGUUAAGAAUAGCAGAAUUACAGAUGAUAUAGCUCUCUUCAAUCCAAAUCAAGAAUACAUUAAUGCUGUAAAUCAGGUGAAAACAUGCAAUCAUGUGCUAUAUUUUUAUUUGAAAAAUCAUGUUAUGUUACUGAUUCAAGUUUGUUAAGAUAGUGGCUGUUAAUUUAGGGGUAACAGAGUAAAUGUUUUACAGCAUAUUAAUUUAUUUCAUCAAUAUUUUUCUUUUGUAGGAACAAUACCAAGUGAAUGACUAGCCAUUCCUUUACCCACCAUUGUCAUAAAGAGAAGGAUCGAUCAGUACUUGAAGACUUCAAAUUUAAAAAAGAUUCAAUUUUAAAAUCUUAAAUUUCUGUCAUGUUACCAAUACAAUGAUUUUGUUUGGAAGGAUUUAUGCUUUGAACUGAAUGAGAAAUG